Nilaparvata lugens (brown planthopper) is the source of this 1673-nucleotide messenger RNA. Its product is annotated as methylenetetrahydrofolate reductase. The transcript is spliced from 6 exons. Gene Ontology annotation, biological process: tetrahydrofolate interconversion. Gene Ontology annotation, cellular component: cytosol. The record is from RefSeq and is a predicted model, not a curated record. Lineage: Eukaryota; Metazoa; Arthropoda; Insecta; Hemiptera; Delphacidae. Gene Ontology annotation, molecular function: methylenetetrahydrofolate reductase [NAD(P)H] activity; FAD binding. The coding region runs from base 375 to 1133 and encodes 252 amino acids.
UCAGUUAAAUAUAACGAAAGUUCAUAAUUUAUCUGAUAAGAUUUGUGUACCGUAUGUGAAAAAGUGCUAAUAUAACAUCUCAAAAUCGAGUUCUGAAUGGCAAUGAGUACAAAAGUAAUAGUAUUUCCAUUUAGAUUUCAUAUCAGUCCAUCCGAGUGACUAAUGUAGACAAAAGAGAUAACAUAUUGAUUAUUAGGGCCAAUACUGUUAGAACCAACAAAAAAGAACUAUUCGAAAAUAGCUGAAUAUUUUUGCUAACAACGAAAUUGGCGUUUAAUUCAGUGCCGUAUUAAACUUUGUAUGACUGUGAUAAGACUGUUGUCUUGCUGAAAUAGUUAUCUAUAUCUUGUUAUACCUGAUACUUGAGCGGAGUAAUGAAGAUAACUAACAAUGUGGAGAGUGAACCGAAACUAUUUAUGUCUAUGGAAUGGUCUGCACCCAAGGAUGCUACCCCAUUGGAUGACUGUGUUGAAAAAGCUGUAGCGAGCUGUAAGGCAUCUGGAGCAAAGUUCUGUGGAGUAACCUGGCACUGUUCUAAAUUUGACGAAAACAAUUGUCAAAUUUUAAAAUUUUCUUGCAAAAUUCAGGAAAAUGGUAUCGAUGUGAUCGCUCAUCUUACCCCACAAAACUUGACCAAGAGUGAAAUACUGAAAAUUCUGCACCAUCUGAAAAAGAACAGGAUAAAGCAUAUUUUUGCCCUUAAAGGAGAUGUGGGUGACCCAAGCAGCAGAGCAUGCUUUUCGUAUGCAAAGGACUUAGUUCUUUUCAUAAGAAAAAAAUUUGGGAACUAUUUCAAGAUAUUUGUGGCUGGAUAUCCAUCUGGUCAUUCUGAUAAGUUGGACAGGAAUCUUGAAAUUCAGUACUUGAGAGAUAAGGUUGAUGCCGGUGCAGAUUAUAUUAUUACUCAGACAGUAUUCAAUGCUUUAGAUUUUGUAAACUUUGUCAAAAAAUGCCGGAAAAUUGGAAUCAGCAUUCCAAUCAUCCCAGGAAUUAUGCCCAUUCAGAAUGCUGAAUUACUCCUACGGCUGGAUAAUAAAUGCAAAUUUCAUUUUACUGAUGAUAUAUAUACUGCACUGAUCACUUACAAGGGAGCUGAGGAAGAGUUGAUCAAAUUUUGGAAUUCAAAAAGCUAAGGAAACUGUAAGAGAGAUUGUAGAAUCUGGGAUUGGUGUACAUGCAUUUCAUUUUUUUACGCUAAACAGGCCAGAGCCAGCAAUGCAAGUAUGGAAAGAAGUAGUAAAGGAACACAUCCAGAAUACAGAAUUUGAAUUAGUCCAAGUCAAAAUUAAUUGAGUGAAAACAAAUCAUUGUUCUUAAAUAAAUGAAAGUAAUAAAUAAUCUACCUCAAUUUCAUGUAUGAAAAAAUACUUAAUUAAGUAUGUCGAUAGAACAUUAAUUGAAAAAGUGUUACAAUUCAUAACACCGUAUAUCGUGAAAUGUUUAUCUUCAUUUCCAUCGAUGAUUAACGUUUUAUUAGUAUGAUUUUCACUAAGACUAAAGCAAGACUAAAAGUAUGAAGUAAAAAGCAAGCAAUAGUGUAUGAAAUGCUUUAGGUACCUAAUUGUUAAUGAAUAAAAUUUAAUAAAUAUAGGUAGGUAAAAAUUAAAUUGCUCACCAGUUAUUAGAGAUUUCGUAGACGUAGACUUCUCAUCAAUCAAAAAAAAAAAAAAAAA